AAAAACAAACAAAACCUACAAACAUGGAGUAGAAAGUGAUGUAAGACCCCACAACGUAAAAAAAAAAGCUUUGAAGAAUACAACCGAAACAUAAAUCGAAACAGAAAGAAAAGAGAAAUUGAUUGUAUAUGCAAAGGUCCCACACUACACGUGUAGACCAACAUAUUUGAGUACUUCGACAAUGAGUGCCUUCUUCCCACGAUUACGCUUGAUGUUCAAGCCGCGUCGCCUCUGGUCUCAGCUAUGGGGACUACAAGGGAUGUAUCUGUGCUUUUUCUUACACUCACAAGCUACAGGGAGUUCCUACCCCAACCAUGGACACAUUCCCAUCGGCACAUUGUUUAACAUGGACGCGGAGCCGGUGUCCAGGUCAGCUCUUAUGUACGCUAUCUCCACAAAUAACGAACUGCGCAAGGGAGGUAAAGGCAUCACCUUCAACAUGCUCUCAGACGACGUGGAUAUAGACAGCAAUUUCGCUGUUACAUCAAAACUGUGUGCACAGAUGUCUUCAGGUAUUUUUGUCAUGUACGGCUCCACAUCCCAGUCCACGUUCAAGACCUUGCAAGCCUACAGUGCCAAGUUCAACAUGCCUUUUAUCACACCCGACCUGUCAGGAACAAUUCAUAAAGAACACCAGCCUCAGAUGCUUUUCGCCAAGCCUGUCUACGCCGACGCCAUUGUUGACUUGGUCAAGGGGUUAAACUGGAGGAGGCUUGACUACGUCUAUGACAACAGUGAAGGCUUGCUAAGAGUCCAGCACGUAUAUGACCGGCUCAAACGUGAGCAGUACGGGAUAGAGAUCGGCUUCAGGCGCAUUGAGCAAGUGGAGUCAGCCCACGAGGACCUCAGAAGGCUGGACUACCUGGACAGGGAGAAGAUGAGGAACAUCGUCCUUGACCUCUCCUCCUUGAAUGCUUAUGCAGCGCUGCUCAGGCAGAUACCAGAAGUCGGAAUGAACCGCCACGGGUACAAUUACAUUCUAGGGACGUUGGACAUGCUGAGUCUUGACGUAUCUCGCUUUCUUCACGGAGGAGUCAAAGUCUACGGGUUCCAGUUGGUGGAUGUCUCGCGACGACAAGUGCAAACGUUUCUAGAAGAAUGGCAGGAACUGGAACCAGGAAUCUGGCCUGGUGCAGGCACCAAUCUUCUACAGACGGAUGCAGCACUCAGCGUGGACAUGCUCCACACCAUCAGAGCUGCCCUGACGGCCAUGAUCAAAGAACAAAGAGAUGUAUUCCAUUACGUGUUCCGAAGGGGAAAAAUGUACAAUAUGAACAAGACCAUCGGGAUACAGUGUAACUCCAACCCACCCUUGCCGUGGAUGCACGGAGAACAGAUCUACAGAGCUUUGAAGCAGGUAAACUACAGUAUCGGCAAGUGGCACUCACGCUAUGGACUACUUGACAACGACCAGGAUCUUCCUGUGGACCCCAUCUACCCCCAACAAAACUAUACGGAAUGGAGGAAAGUUGUCACUACAAUACUGGAACCUCCUUUUUUGAUGCUUAGAGGUAACGUAGAAGAGGACGGGUCACCUUUGAUUGGCAACGGCAGAUAUGAAGGUUACGCCAAAGACUUAGCGAUGGAGAUAGAGAAGCGGCUGGACAUUGACUACAUCCUUGACCCAGUCACGGAUGGAGAGUACGGCAGGGAGGUGGAGAAUGGCUCUUGGACGGGUAUGAUUGGGCAGCUUGUUAGUGGGAAAGCAGACCUUGCCAUCGGCCCUCUGACUAUCACUGCGGCCAGAGAGCGGGUGGUGGACUUCACAAAGCCAUUCAUGGACAUAGGAAUCUCUAUCAUGACUCUCAAGCCAGAGAGACAGAAGGCGGGACUCUUCUCUUUCAUGGAGCCCUUCUCGCUGUCCCUCUGGGUCAGCAUUGUCAUUGCUUACGUCACUAUCAGCUUGACCAUUUUCAUCGUGAGCAGGUUCAGUCCUUACGAAAUGAAAGAACAUGCUCCGUACCUGGAUCACUUCAGAUACAACUUCACACUGUGCAACUCCUUCUGGUUUGCCAUGGGGGCGUUGAUGCUUCAAGGCAGUGAUCUAUGCCCACGAUCAAUCGCUGGGCGAAUCAUAGGCGGUGUUUGGUGGUUCUUCGUCCUCAUCAUCAUCUCCUCCUACACCGCCAACCUAGCAGCCUUCCUCACCGUAGAGCGGAUGCUGCAGCCCGUCCAAUCUGCGGAUGACUUAGUCAAACAGGCGGAGAUCUCCUAUGGCAUUCUGGAGACGGGCGCCACACGAGUAUUUUUUGAGGAGUCUAACGUAACGACCUAUAAGAUGAUGUGGUCGUACAUGUCAUCUGCCUCGCCUCCUGUCAUGGUUUCAUCCCUACAGCAAGGUGUACACAGGGUGCAAAACUCCGGGGGCAAGUAUGUCUUUCUGCUGGAAUCUUCCACCAACGAGUAUAUCAACAACAGGCUGCCUUGUAACACAGUCAAAGUCGGGCCUAAUCUAAACCUUGAAGGCUUUGGCAUUGCCACUCCACAUGGGUCAGACUUGAAAGAGAGUGUAAACUACGUGACUCUUAAACUGAAGGAAGACGGCACUUUGCACAAGAUGAAACAGACAUGGUGGGAAGAGAAGGGAGAGUGUGGCGUGGACACUGGUAACAAGGAAUCCAAGAAGAGAUCCCUUUCCCUCAACAAUGUAGCCGGAGUAUUCCUGUUGCUGAUUGCCGGCUUGGUGGUUGCCAUAGGAACAGGCCUUAUUGAAGCUCAUUACAUCAAAACUCAGUAUCUGAAAUAUGUUUCCACACUGGAUUCAAGAUGUCUUCAACAUGAAUAUUCAAAUGGAGGAAUUGUUAAUAAAUAUAUCCAAUCUUAA
Messenger RNA from Aplysia californica (California sea hare), 2824 nucleotides. RefSeq names its product glutamate receptor subunit protein GluR5. Gene Ontology annotation, biological process: monoatomic ion transport; synaptic transmission, glutamatergic; modulation of chemical synaptic transmission. The record is from RefSeq and is marked provisional. Gene Ontology annotation, molecular function: glutamate-gated receptor activity; transmitter-gated monoatomic ion channel activity involved in regulation of postsynaptic membrane potential. Lineage: Eukaryota; Metazoa; Mollusca; Gastropoda; Aplysiida; Aplysiidae. Gene Ontology annotation, cellular component: postsynaptic membrane; plasma membrane.